CAUUCCGAAUUUCCGAACAGGUAUGUAGAUCGCUAUUUAACACGACACUCUGCCCUAGUGACGCCUCCUUCUCCCUGACACCGGCAAGCCAUAGUUAGCUACCCGGCUCAUAGUUAACCCCCGAAUCAACCUCCAAGCUUCCUUUCUCUCAAAGUUUCACGAACGAACGGACAAACAGAUGCUGUGGACCAGCUCGAGUUAUAUCUUCUCAUUCCCAUUCUCAACACAAUGAUGCAACGACGGAUCUCUGUCCUCCUCGUGGUAGCCGUGUUCUUCAUCUUCUUCUCCGGCACGUUCCUGUUCGGCGGACGAGCGACACCACCCUCACCACCACCGGUUGUUCACGAUGUGACCGACAGCGUUACAGGAGGCGUGAACCACGAAAGCGAUACAAAAGUCGUGAACCACGAAAGCGAUACAGGAGCUGUGAACCACGACAGCGAAAAGAAACCCACCACACAUACGGAUAGUAAUCUCCACAUUACGAUCACCGAGACCGGCGGCUCCCACGAUGAAGUGAUCGCAGCACUCGUUCACGCCUUCGGCUCACAACCUAGCGCGCUGCUGAAACUAUACCAGCUUCUUCCGCGCUAUGGGAUCACCGGCGUGAUGCGCGGCUUCGCACUGAGCAACCCGCUCCCCGAUCCCAAGUCUCCGGGAGUCUACAGAGAUGUAGACUCCCUCCAGCGGCGGCCAGACGUCUUCGUUGCGGGGACCUGCGAGCUGGACCUCGUCUAUUUCCAGAAGCAACUAGGCGCGUUGCUAGCAGAGCGGAAGACUUACCUCUUCUGCGUAGUGCACCAUGCCGACCGGUGGGCGGCCGAGUCGCGGAAUCUGGAGAACCUCAUCACCCCCUGGGUCGAAGCCGGCCUCGUCGAGUUCUUGACUCUGAGCCCACACACUGCCACCUUCCUCCAAGAACACAGUAUCAGCAAGUGGGCGACCAGGACGCCCGCCAAGAUCCGCUCGUUCGUCCCGGUGUUCCCCGUGCCGCUGCCGGAGGAGCCCACGGGCACCGGCACAGACAAGGAGGAGCUAUCAUUCGCGCUCCAGGGCGACUACGACUCCACGCGCCGCGACUACAACAGCGUGUUCACGAGCCUCAACUCGCUGCUGACGUCCAGCAACUCCGCGCCGGCCGACGACGAAAAGCCCGACCGCAACGUGACCAUGCACCUCCUAGGCCACGGCAAGCAUCCCGACGUCCCCCUCGAGGUCCGCGAGCACGUCAAGUUCGACGAGGGCCUGGAUUACGUUGAGUUCUACUCCAUCAUCUCGCGCACGUUCGCCUUGCUCCCCGCGUUCGCGAACAAUGAGUACCUCGACCGCAAAGCGUCCUCGUCGGUUCCGGCUGCGCUGAUCGGUGGGACCCCGCUGGUUGCCACUCAGGCCAUCGUCGAUGCGUACUCGUACCUCGACCCGGACGUCGUGUGGCUGCAGGGUGCGGAGGAGCUCGACCUCGAUGUUGUAGGGAGGAUUCUGAAUAUGGGCCCCAAGGAGCGGCGGAAGAAGAAGGAGCUGGUGAGACAGAAGUGUGCCGCCAUGAUCCAGCAGAAUACCAAAGCGCUCGGGGUGUGGAUUGGCGACGCUAUGGAGAAGCUCAGAAAUGGUGGCAAGAAAGCGGAUGUGGUCGCAUAGGUUUGAUACCUUUGUUUGCUUUGCUUUGCUUUGUGCCGGGGAACGGUGUACUCGUACUUCUUUUUGGGAUUGUUUUUGCACUCGUUUUGUGCUUGUUUCUUGGGUUACUUAAUACUUGUUAUGCUGGGAUUUUCGGUGUGUACUUUGGAAUUCUUUAUAACUAAUAAAAGAAACAAACGAAUCACACGAUGUCAUUCAUAUUAUACGAGUGCGAACCCAUGCAUCAUCUUCAUCCGGCACAGCUGGUAUGGUACGUCCGCCUGUUGCUCGGACUUGUACGAGUAGGUAGCAUAUCGUGAUAAAGGACCCUUUCUUUCAG
Tricharina praecox is the source of this 1957-nucleotide messenger RNA. RefSeq lists its product as uncharacterized. NCBI's taxonomy places the organism in Eukaryota, Fungi, Ascomycota, Pezizomycetes, Pezizales, Pyronemataceae. The transcript has a single exon. Bases 229 to 1638 code for a protein of 469 amino acids. The record is from RefSeq and is a predicted model, not a curated record.